GUUUACCUUCCCCAGAUUUCACAAGGUAUGAUGGACAGGUGACCAAAGCCUUCGCGGAGGUAGUCACCACUGCCCCACCACCACCAUCGCCACCACACCGCUGCCGCCUCCACCACCACCACCACCACCACCAUGCUCUCGAACAUCGGCUACGUGACGGGUCGGCUGCGGGAGGCCAGGAACGUGACGGGGAGGCUGAGGGAGGCCGGCCGGGUGUCCAUCAAGAGGGUGGAGGAGGUCUCUGAGUCGCUGCGGGAGCCGGGCAUCAUCACGGGCUACAGGCACGAGAACUGCUCCGUGCUGCAAGCCGUGGCCUCGCUCUUCAACGCCACCAACGAGACGGUCAACUUCUGGACGCAUUUCCUCGCCGCCGUCUACUUCGCGUGGCUCGCCGUCUCCCUCUCCUCCAUGCUUCCCCUCUUCUCCGACGUGUACCUCCACCCCCUGACCUGUUACCUCAUCGCGGCCUGCUGCUACCCCCUGACCUCCUGCCUCGCCCACGCCUUCUCCUGCCUCUCCAUCACGGCCACGCACGUCUGCUUCUUCGUGGAUUACCUGGCGAUCUCCAUGUACAGCUGGGCCGUCGCCUACCUCUACUACGGCUACUGCUUCCCACCGGAGUUCCGCGGGACAUGGUUCUCCUCGGCCUUUCUCCCAGUGGCCGCGGUCAACUCAAUCUUAGCGACGCUCUGUGCCAGCCAGUCGCGGUUUAUCAGUGACUUACACCCGCAGAAGGCGUUGAGAGUACUGGCCUUUGUGGUGCCUUACGUAUGGGACUCGAUUCCUCUCUUCUUCUGGCUUAGCUCCUGCGGGGAGGGCUCGUGCGGAGAAUCCAGACUCUACCAUCUGAGCCAGGUCGCGUGUGUGGUGGUAGCGUCCUUCUUCUACGGCUCCCAUAUCCCAGAACGCCUCGCACCGGGCCGCUUUGACUACGUGGGGCAUUCGCAUAACAUCCUGCACGUGUUUAGCAUCCUAGGGACCAAUGAGCAACUCAGGGCGGUACUCCUUGACUUGCAACGACGACGAGAGGAGCUACAUGUCGCGUCGUGGCUCCCGUCGCCGCUCUGGGCCACGCGCGCGACGCCUCUUCUUCUGUUGGCGAACCUCGGGAUUGUUUUGUUCUUCACGCUCCGUCUCUCGCGGCCCUCGCACUCCCCCUCCUCCUCCGCCGCCGCUUCUUCUUGUUCUUCGUGUUCUUGUUCCUGUUCUUGUUCCUCGUCUUCCUCCUCUUCUUCCUCCUCUUCUUCUUCGCCCGUCACCCAUACAGCUGAUCAUUUCAAAGUACAGUAACCAACCCGCUCCUCCUCGUUCUUGCUCUUGUUUUUGUUUUUCUUCGUCUUCCUCCUCCUCCUCCUCCUCCUCUUCGGUUUGCUUCAUCUUCCUCCCCUUCCCUCUUCCUCCUCCUCCUCAGCCACUACCACAUUUGCUGAACACACACACACACACACACACACACACACACACACACACACACACACACACUCCCUCGUCACUGGCUCUUCCCCGCCAAUCAAAAAAAGCACAAAUGAAUCCAAGAGAAAGUAUUGAAGAAAUGUUGGAGAGAAAAAAAACGUUUAUAAUCGAGUACACAGAAAAAAAGUCGAGAAGAUAUACGAAAAAAAUAAUAAAGUUGAGUGCAAGAAAAAGAGAAAAGGAGAGAAAGAGAGGAAGUGUGUAUUAACGAAGUCAGAUCAAAGGAAAGAUGAGUAAAAGAAAGAUAUGAAAAAAGAAAGAAAACAACAAAAACAAAGGAAAGAGAAGACGACAUAGGAAAGGAAACAAUUGAAAGGAAAAAGGAAACCAAACAAAAUAUAAGAAAACAGGAAAAGAUACAAGAAAAAAAUGAUGUAAAGAAAAGAAGCAAUUAAGAAAAGACAAGGGAGAAGGAGAGAUAAAAAGAAAGAUAUAAAAAGAGUAAGCAAACAAAAGACAAGAAAAUAAGAAAAAAGAAGCAAACGAAAGAUGAGGAAAAAAGAAAUAAGAAAAAAAAGAAAAAUGGAGAACUAUUAUCAUUUGUAUCAGAAAAAAUGUUAGACAAUAAGAAUAUGAAUUGCUUACAUAGAUUAUAUAUAUUACCUUCAAUACACAUAUAUAUAUUUGUAUCGCAUCUAUUUCGUAUAUAUAUAAAUAGUAGAUGUUUGUAUGUAUAUAUGUAUGUAUGGUGUGUCUAUACGUGUGUGUGUGUGUGUGUGUGUGUGUGUUGGAGAUACUUUUAUAUAUAUUUAGUCAUUGAAAUAAUUACUUUCAUGGCUAAAGCACUGCCUGAUGUGUGUGUGUGUGUGUGUGUGUGUGUGUGUGUUUGGGUACGAUAUGUUUUUGUUUACGUUGCAGGCGUCGUGUGCUUGCCUGCCAGACGAACGAUGAUUACUGUUACUGUGAAGUUUGAUGUUGUUUCUUGUUCCGUGUGUGUGCGUGUUUUGCUGCCUCACUUUAGCUGUGCCUUAAGCAACUGUGUGUGUGUGUGUGUGUGUGUGUGUGUGUGUGUGUGUGUGUGUGUGUAUAACUUAAUCUCGAGGUGAAGUAAAAGAAAGGAAGGAAGAGAUAAGAGAAAAGAGAAAUAUGCAGAAGUAACAAAAUGAUCACUCGAAAAUUACGUACGAUAACAAUAAAUUAUUAUUUAAACAAGUUAGUUUUACAGAAGAGAGAUGGCUUAGUCAUUAUAAACUAUAUUAUUAUUAUCAUUAUUAUUAUUAUUAUUAUUAUUAUUAUUAUUAUUAUUAUUAUUAUUACCAGCAACACUUUCAGAACAAUACGGUCUACGGAAAACAUGUCGUACCGUAAUUUCUCCGCCACUUGACGAGGCAGAAGAAGUCUUAAAAGGGGACAGGCACGAGAGAUCAAUGGUAAUUCACUUAUUCAUACGCCCAUUCAACCUUUUUUUAUAUAUAAACCUUGUGCAUUAUUCACCUCUGCGUGCGUGUGUCUGUGUGUGGGUAUGCGGGGCCGUACCCAGGAGGGGCGGGUCGGGGGGGUCGGACGACCCUAUCUCUGCUAAAAGUUCCACUUUCUGAGAAAGUCAAAACGAAAUCCGUUUUGACAGCAGGAUAAUGUCCCAGAAAUGUCAGUUUUUCACCCCCUCUCCCGGCUGAUUUGGCUUGCUUCUCGCCACUCGCCCCUCAAGUAGCUACAAGGGUUCACAUUCAGUGGAAAAAGACCCCCCCCACACACACACACACUUUUUACAGCUCUGGGUACGUCCCCGGGUAUGCAUGAAAACCCUCUCUUCUUAACUGGAUGCACGAAGAGCCGAUUAUAUGAAGAGAAACAACAGGAAAACUAUAAUAUUCUGAAAUGUAUACAAGUUGAUGCGAGACUUAAGUUCUGGGUCUGGGGCCGGCAACCUUUGUAACACUUGAUGAUGACGAUGGUUGAGGUGACAAAAGUGAGAAUGAGUGAGUGAAAGGACGAAGAGGAGGAGGAGGAGGAGGAGGAGAUUCUCUUUUGUCGCUAAGUAUUCUAAAUCGGAUGGGGUUUUUAUUUUAUUUUUUUUGUUUGUCAAUUGUUUUUUGGCAAUUAUUAUUAAGCGAAUUUCUUUUUUUCUUUUUUUUUUUUGUCUUAUUUCGAAGCUUGUUUGUCUGUCAGUUCUGUUUUUUGUCCUUGUUUUUUUUGUUGUUAUUUUGUAUCCAGUAUUGUUAUUUUUUACCUCACUUAUAUUGCUAUUAUCUGUUUUUGUUAUUUCUUCUUUGUGCUUUGUUUGUCAUUUCUGUUUCUUAUUUAAUUUUCGUGUUAUCUUGUCUAGGUAUUCUAUUAUCUUUUUGUUGAAUUUCUGUUUCUUAUUUAAUUUUUGUGUUAUCUUGUCAAGGUAUUCUAUUAUCUUUUUGUUGAAUUUCUGUUUCUUAUUUAAUUUUCGUGUUAUCUUGUCUAGGUAUUCUAUUAUCUUUUUGUUGAAUUUCUGUUUUGUUUUUCUCUGUUUUUGUGUUUUGUCUGUUACUUUUUGUCUGUGGUUUCUGUUGCUGUUUUUUUCUUUUCUCUUGUUUCUGAUGUGACUUCUUUUCGUUUGAUGACCUUUUUUUCUUCCUCUUUCUUUAUUGCGGCUCAGUGAGAACGUUAUAUCUUUUUUUUUUUCUAUGAAGCAUAAAAAAAUACCGUAGCGUUAAAGGUUGCCGACCCUAACACACACACACACACACACACACACACACACACACACACACACACACACACACACUAGAAUAAUUUCGUAUGUAUGUUUGUAUUUGUAAUUUGCAGAGGUUGCCGGGAUACAUGAUUCCAACAACAUACA
Eriocheir sinensis (Chinese mitten crab) is the source of this 4243-nucleotide messenger RNA. Its product is annotated as membrane progestin receptor gamma-like. The record is from RefSeq and is a predicted model, not a curated record. Bases 133 to 1290 code for a protein of 385 amino acids. Gene Ontology annotation, molecular function: signaling receptor activity. NCBI's taxonomy places the organism in Eukaryota, Metazoa, Arthropoda, Malacostraca, Decapoda, Varunidae. The transcript is spliced from 2 exons. Gene Ontology annotation, cellular component: membrane.